GUGCCGAUCCGACUAUAGUCGUAUUUCCGGUGCAACGCAGCAAUUCUACAAACAACGAGCAUGUGCGCGAUAUCUGAUAAAAGUCAGGUUAAAACGAAUUCGCAUAAUGCACGCCUUGAUAAUGCGCUUUAAUACAUUGUCACACCGUCGGCUUGUGCAUAACUUACUUCUGUUUUUUAACUAUUUAUAAUCAUGUCAGCAAUGACUAAAUUAAAUGAUCCCGAUGACCUCUUGUAUUUGCUUGGCGAUCCGGGACUGUUCCAGAUUAUUCAGUUUAUGCUAUUGGCAUGUCAGUUUAUACCGGCUAUGAUGAGUGAUUUCAUGCCAAUAUACCAUAACAUUCGUCCCAGGGCUGUCAGAAUCCCGGAACAAUUUUCUUCAACUUUAGACAAUGCAUCAUUAAUGGCGGGAGAAAAGAAAAUGUAUAACCUAAGCAGUUUUUGUGAGUUCUUUCCUGAUGUGAAUGCAGAAAAUGCCGGCUUGGAGUAUGUUUAUGCCGACCGUCAAUGGUCAGUGGUUGGAGAAAUGGAUCUCAUAUGCAAAAGAUCUUGGCUUCCAGAGUUUGCCACAACAAUAUAUUUUUUGGGACAGAUCGCAGCCAGUCCUGUUUGUGGUUUUAUCGCCGAUAAAUACGGACGCCGGCCAACCGUGCUGGUUUGCAAUCUGAUGUUCACAUUAUUUGCCGUGUCUAUGGCCUUCUCCUAUUACUAUCCCAUCUUUGUAAUCUUGAGUUUUUUUCUCGGAUUAUUCAAGCAGGGAAUCCAAGCUACUUCGGUGAUAUUGAUGAUCGAAUGGAUACAGCCGAAACGACGUGCCAUUUGGUCUGCCAUUGCACAGUUUCCCUUUUCCUUUGCUGUCAUAAUAUUCGCCGGCACCGGCUACUUUCUGCGGAAUUGGCGUUACAUUCAAAUCGUGGUUGGCUUGUCAAAUUUCACGGCCCUGGCAUUUUAUUGGUUUGCCCCGGAAUCUCUACGAUGGCUGAUUCUUCACGGCAGGCAACAUGAGACUCGGAAAGUGUGCGCUAAUGUGGCAAAAUUCAAUGGAAUUUCUCUAGGCGACGAUCAGCUGGACGAGAUCAAUCACAUUUCCGCCAAACGUGCACCGGCUACUGCUGCUGCACCGGCUGCAUCCCAGUCGUUGUUUGUCUGUUUUAAGACCAAAUACCUAAGACUGUUCACGCUGAUGGGAUGUUUCUUAUGGAUGGCCACCUUUUUCGUGUAUUUUUCCUUUUCCUUCUUGGUGGCCAACAUGAGCGGAAGCAUUUACCUGAACAUAGCCAUCAGCGGAUGUAUGGAGCUUAUUCCGCGCUCUAUUGGAAUCUUUAUGGCCAAAAAGUUCACAAACCGUGCUUCGUUAUGCGGCUAUUUUGCCGUCGCCGGUGUAUUGGCGAUAAUUGCCGGAGUACUGCCGGAGCAGCACGGUGUCGUGCAAACGGUGCUGGCACUGUUGGGCCGCAUGAGUGUGGUCGGAUGCUUCGCCGUCAUGCAGGUGCUCACUUCGGAACUGCUGCCCACCAUCGCGCGCAACAGUGGAUUCGGAUGGUGCUGUGUGGCCAUGCGAACCGGUUGCAUGGUCGCACCGCAGCUGGUAUUUCUGGCGACCGUUACACCCUUCAAAGGCAUGCCAUUAGUGGUGGCGGGGGCGGCUUCCCUAUUGGCCGCCGGGAUAACAAUACUCGUACCGGAAACAAGUGACAUGCGCUUACUGGCCACCGUGGAAGAAGUGGAGAGUUUCGGUAAACGCGAGAUGUUGGCAUUUCGGCACAAGGAUAUUCCCGUCAUCACUGUGCUAAAAUCCACCAUCCGGAAACGGCAUGCCGCCCAAAAAAGUACUUCUCCACCACUCGUUAUCAGCCAUGAUUAUAAUAAUGGCGAAACGUAACUGAUGGAAUAUAACUGCUCAAUGUUGCGAUACCAGUACCUUGUGCCUUAAGGAAAGUGAAUUUUUUGCUGUAUAAAAAGGGAAGCUUCUAUUGCGUAAAUUUAUCUUUUGCUUCAUCACUCGUGUUCAUGUUCACUGCGGUAAAAGUAUUCAGAGAAAAUCGGAAUGACAGCCAGGAUCAAUGUUUCGC
Messenger RNA from Paramacrobiotus metropolitanus, 2071 nucleotides. Its product is annotated as solute carrier family 22 member 15-like. Gene Ontology annotation, biological process: transmembrane transport. Gene Ontology annotation, molecular function: transmembrane transporter activity. The transcript has 9 exons. Bases 193 to 1881 code for a protein of 562 amino acids. The record is from RefSeq and is a predicted model, not a curated record. Lineage: Eukaryota; Metazoa; Tardigrada; Eutardigrada; Parachela; Macrobiotidae.